[Candida] anglica is the source of this 903-nucleotide messenger RNA. Lineage: Eukaryota; Fungi; Ascomycota; Pichiomycetes; Serinales; Debaryomycetaceae. The record is from the annotation of a GenBank genome assembly.
AUGUCAUAUCUAGUUGAUUAUGAUUACUUGCCCCAUAUAAAGAAUUUUGCGAAUCAUCUAAUUAUAUUCACACCAUUAUUUUCUUACGGAACAACAUGUUAUAGUAUAUAUAAAAAGCAAAAUUCAGAUGGGUUUUCAAUUGACAUUUGUGCAACCAUGUUAAUGGCGCUGAUCUUACGUAUUUUCUAUUAUGUAAUACUGCCAUAUGAAAGAUCUCUUUUCAUUCAACUGAUUGUGAUGAUCUUCAUCCAAUGUAUACUAUUAAAAGUGUCAUUAACAUAUAGAACAAAUACUCAAAAUCCGGAAUAUCUUCAAAAUUCACCUGAUUUUAAUGAAGAGUUAGAAAAAAAAUGGAUAUCCAAUGAAAAUUUAUACAGUGGUUCCCUGCAAGAACAAUCUGAUAUACAAGAUAAAGUUAUGAAAUAUUCAAUUCAUUUACUCAAUUAUAUAAAUUUAUUAGGCAAACAAGCUCUAUACUUUUUUGAUAUUCAUUAUAAAAGACCAAAAUUAUUUUGGCAAUGGUCUGAAGAAUCAAAAUAUUGGACAUUUUUAUUCAGAUUUACAGCUAUUAGUGGUAUUCUUACUUUAAUUUUCCAUAAUAAUGAAUUUUUUGGAUCAAUAAUGGGGAUACUUGGAUUAUUUAUAGAAUCAUUACUCCCAUUACCUCAAAUUCUUUUAUUAAAUCGAUUUCAAUCAGUUAAAAACUUUAAGGUAAUUCUUUUACUUAGUUGGUUGGGUGGUGACUGUACAAAAAUCAGUUACCUAUUAUUCGGUGCUAACAAUAUUUCAACUAUCUUCAUCUUUGCAGCAUUAUUUCAAAUGAGUUUAGAUAUAGUGAUUGCUUUCCAAUACUUCCACUUUAAAAAAUUGAAUUAUUUGGAAAAUCCAAAUAGCAUAGUUUAA